Molecule: messenger RNA, 1508 nt
Organism: Cynara cardunculus var. scolymus (artichoke)
Lineage: Eukaryota; Viridiplantae; Streptophyta; Magnoliopsida; Asterales; Asteraceae
Product: inositol-tetrakisphosphate 1-kinase 3-like
Exons: 10
Coding region: 251-1294 (347 amino acids)
Biological process (GO): inositol trisphosphate metabolic process
Cellular component (GO): cytoplasm
Molecular function (GO): ATP binding; inositol-1,3,4-trisphosphate 6-kinase activity; magnesium ion binding
Source: RefSeq, a predicted model, not a curated record
ACACUUAUCUGCGUGUUUUAUUUUCUCUCUGCCAUUUUUAACGGAUUUAUUAUUUCUUCCAUUUCUAUCAACCGAUUCGCGAGUUUUUUGUUCCGACAUUUCUCGUUAUUCCCUGUUGAUUCGUUCGUAAAUCAUCAAAAUUGAUUGAGAUCUGGUGUAUUGAAUAUGAAAGUGAACUUCCUUUUUGUUUAAUUUGUUCAAUCAUAAGGAAAAAUUUCUAGUUUGAGGUUGGAUUUCUUGGUUUUGAAUAAUGAGGGUGAAGCAGGAGGAGGUGAUUGGUUAUGAGAGCGAAGAGGGAAGGGAAAUGGAAUCCAGUAGUAGUUCUGGUUCAUCUGGUGAGUUGGGGUUUCACGACAACCUGAUGAAGGUUAUUGUUGUUGGUUAUGCGCUUACCUCUAAGAAGAUUAAGAGCUUUUUGCAACCAAAGCUCGAAGGUUUAGCUAGGAAUAAGGGGAUUUUCUUUGUUGCUAUUGAUCAAACCAGGCCUCUUUCAGAUCAAGGUCCUUUUGACAUUGUGCUGCAUAAGUUGUGUGGGAAGGAAUGGCGAAAAAUUCUUGAGGAUUAUCGCCUGACGCAUCCUGAAGUCACAGUGCUUGAUCCUCCUGAUGCCAUACAGCAUGUAUACAACAGGCAGUCUAUGCUUCAGGAUGUUGCUGAUCUGGGUCUUUCAGAUGCAUAUGGUACAGUCGGUGUCCCGAAACAAUUGGUGAUAGAAAAAGACCCAUCAUCUAUUCCAGAUGCGAUUAAGAAGGCCGGGUUGUCCCUGCCUCUUGUUGCAAAGCCUUUGUUUGCUAAGUCGCAUGAACUAUCACUGGCUUAUGAUGAGUAUUCCCUUCAGAAGCUAGAGCCUCCUCUCGUUCUUCAAGAAUUUGUUAACCACGGCGGUGUUCUCUUCAAGGUUUAUAUUGUGGGGGAUGCAAUCAAGGUUGUCCGGCGUUUCUCCUUACCCGACGUUAGCAAACGUGAGUUGUCCAGAAGCAGUGGUGUCUUUCGCUUUCCUAGGGUCUCAUCUGCUGCCCAAUCUGCAGAUGAUGCAGAUCUAGACCCAUGUAUUGCCGAGCUUCCUCCACGAGCUUUACUCGAGCGCCUUGCUAGAGAACUACGAUGCCGACUGGGACUUCAUCUGUUCAACUUGGAUAUGAUUCGAGAGCAUGGAACCAGAGAUCGUUUCUAUGUUAUUGACAUCAACUAUUUUCCUGGUUACGGUAAAAUGCCGGAAUACGAGCACAUCUUUACAGACUUCCUGUUGAACUUGGUGCAAAGCAAGUUCAAGAACACUGCUAGUUUAUGCUGAAUAUACGUGAGUGAUUAUAAUAAAAAAGCACAAACUAUUGACUAAUGGUGGAUCUACUGCAGAAAGAAAUGGGCGUUCUGGUCAUGGUUUUCUCAAUCAACUCUCACUGGGUUUGUAUGUAUAUCUUUAUAUUAAUUAAUUUGUGUUAGGUUUUAUUAUAUGUUGAUAAUGGAAAAAGACAGGUUUAACACCUAAUGUUGAUGAUGACUUGCAC